Molecule: messenger RNA, 2285 nt
Organism: Trichobilharzia szidati
Lineage: Eukaryota; Metazoa; Platyhelminthes; Trematoda; Strigeidida; Schistosomatidae
Source: the annotation of a GenBank genome assembly
AUGGUCCACUUCGCAUACAGCCACAUAGUCUUCUUCACCCUGUUGGCACUUACAGCCAUAAAUUCAGGCGAGUCAACGAGUAAAGAUGCAAUUUCAGCGAGACUUGCUAAAAUCAAUGACUUCAUUCUCAAAGAAGAACCACACUUUCAAGGAAACAUGAAAACGUUUCUGGGCUGCCUGGAAUAUGCAUACGAGUACUAUUGGGGAUUCAAGGCAUUUAAUAGUACGUUGUGGCAAUUUUUCAAUUAAAAUAUCAUUUUAUUUACGCAAUAUGUUCACUAAAUUGAGUUUUCAUCUGAUAAAUAAGAAGUUGGUUUCAGGAUUCAAUCACAGUUGUUGAUGUGCUCUCUCACCGAUCAUUUCAAUACUGAACGUCUAUUCGACAGUGGUGUGAUGAACGUUAGCAAGUUUUCUAACUCAAAAUUGAUCAGAUCUGCCGAAUAUGCUUACUUCAGUCUAUCUCUCUCAGAUACGCUUAACUUUUUUCCCGAAGGUAAGCUAAAUAUUUUGAAUCAUUUCUGUACUUACUUACCGUCAUAAUUAUUUCUUGUCAAUAUUCUGACUAACAAUCUUCAUCUGGCCUAUAUUCGCACUUCACCAUCUCAACUAUUGUUAUUUUAGUCCUGACUUUUAUUUACUGACUUGAAACAAAGAUGAAUAAUUUCCUUAUGCACCGAUGAAGAUGACGAAUUGGUUGACGAUUCAUCAGAAUUUCGGUUGUGUUUGCGUUUAACAUGCAUAAAUUUGUAUGAGCACUAUACUGAGAAAACAAUAGACAUGGAUUGAUACGUGUGAAACUAAUUUACUUACAGACCCUCAUAAGAAAUUAGUCGAUGCGAAAAACUGUAUCCAACAAGAAACCUUGGAAUAUAAAGGUAAGUAGGAUUUUAUUACGCUAACCAGUCUGAAUUGUUUCGUCUGUGUGGAGUAACGAUUUUUGAAAUGCAAGUCUCCACGCAUCUUUUGUAACUUUGAGUGAAUAAUCAAACUGUGUUUUACUCUUACUCACCCAUGAACAGCGAUUAAAGAGGCGUUCCACCCAAAGAAUUGUUACGGGUUUGUAUUUCCAACGAAAGGAGGUAUUCAUUUGUUCCUUUUUUACAUUCUUGAUGAACACUGAUGAACAACAUUUUCGCAUACACCCACGGUGAGGGUGCAUUUUCACAUGUCACAAUACCUUCGUCAUCAUGAUUUGAAUUCAUGAACAUCCAUCGCUUAUUAUGUGCUAGUCAAUGAUGAGGAUUUUCCAAGAGUCAGAAAAUACUGUGUGAAGUAGGAUGAACAAGUUUAGUGUUCUGGAUGGUAGUCAGUCGUCUAAAAACGGCAGUUGUGAUUUUGAGUAAAAACACACACACUGGAAGACAAUUUGUUGAACGUGAAACACUGAAUGAGUACCACAAAAGUGAUAUUAUGACUGCAGUUUGGACAAGUUUUACUCUUAACUUCAUGCAAGUGGAUGAGUUUGUGAAGUAGUCAAUUGCUUGUGUCUGCGUGCAAAACAGACUAUUCAGCGUUAUUUCAUGACAUGUAUGAUCCUGUGAAGUGCGUUCUCAUAGGUAUUCAUCCCCCCCUUGAUUUAUUUAUCAGAUAUAAGAGGACUCAUGUCAAGAGAAUUUGAAUUAUACGAGCACAAGCAAAAGCUUACUAUUAAAAUUUGUGAGUUCAUUUUCUCUGUAUGAUUGAACUCCACAAUCAACAAUUUCUAUGCAAAAACAAUAUAAAGGCAGUGCUGUGAUUGUGAGAAUAGUCAAUCCCUGUCCAAGAUUAGUUAGUUAUCAGAAGAACUCAGUAAUAGACCACAAUCCCUUUCGCUGGUCAAUUCAAAUACUUCACAAUCUGUUUUAUCAUUUCUAGAUGGGAAAAUUCUGAACGAAAACCUAUUGAAGGGGUUGUGAGGUGAGAUUUAUUUUGCAUUAUAUUUCCACAUUUUAUCAUAAGAAGGUCUGUUAAUGCGGUUAUGACUCAAAUUUGAAGCGAACGAAGUGUGAUAGUGUAGGAUGAUGAGUGGGGAGGGCACAACACUGGAUUCGGAUAUUCACUGCAACAUUCAGAGAAUAUUUUUCACCAUAGACCAUCAUUUCGCUGUCCAGCUCAAAUAUUGAUUCAUGAAUGUGUGGUUCAAAUUACACUGUAUAAUACUCGUGUUUAAUCGAUUGAUGAAAGCAUCAUGAGUGGUGUUGUAAGUAACCGUGUGCACAUUUCAAAAAUGUCACUGAGGCUAUGCAAUCAAGCUGGUGAAAUUCACACGAUCCAUAGUGAAUUAUUGAAUUUAACAACUCAAAUAC